AUGAUAAUUUUUAGUGAAUUAUCAAUUGUUAUAAAUUAUUCUAAAAUAUUUAAUUUACCAUUUUGGUUUGCAAUGACAAUAGCUGGUUUACUUGGUUUUUCAAUGGGUUAUGUUACUGGUUAUCAAAUACAAAUGACAAGUCCAUUAAUACAUAAUGUAUCAGGUACAGCAAAAUCUUAUGUACAAACAUUACUUGCUGUUAUUGUUUAUAGUGAAACUAAAACAACACUUUGGUUGAUAUCAAAUUUAUUUGUACUUGGUGGUUCAGGUCUAUUUAAACAUGUUCGAGCAACAGAAAUGAAACAGAAUCAUAAUGCAAAUAAAAAUAGUGAUAAUAAUUCAACAACAUCUUUACCAAAAUGA
Molecule: messenger RNA, 363 nt
Organism: Rotaria sp. Silwood1
Lineage: Eukaryota; Metazoa; Rotifera; Eurotatoria; Philodinida; Philodinidae
Source: the annotation of a GenBank genome assembly